UCUAUUUGAUUUUGAUUUUGAUUAUUCAGCUGGAUAGAUUGUUUUGCCAUCCUAGUGCAAAUUACAGAUUCAAUUUAUUAUAAACAAAUUCAAUAUAAAUACUUGGUUUUCCUCUUUUUCUAUUUUCAAUUAUAUUCCUUAUAAAUUAUCUUUCGAGUUUCUUAAUCUUCUUCCAAUUCAAUUCAAUCCAAUUCAUCCUACUCAACUUAUAAAAACUACACAAAUCUAUCUUACCCAAAAUGGCUGCCUCAAAUUUUUUAGUUUUAGCUUGUGAAAUUAAUGAACCAUUUCUUAUUCCAGAGAUCCAAAAUGAUCUUGCUGAUGAUUUAGCUGUCCCAAUGGAAUUCUCAGAAAGUGUCGACAAAAUUCCUUUUGAAAUCAUUAAACAAAUAUUUAAAUUAUUACCCUUUAAUUGUUUAUGGAUUUUAUCUAUAUCAGAUAAUUUGGUUAUCUCUUCCAUCGCAAAUGAGUUUUUAUUCAAUACUUUGGUUAUAAAUUCAAAUUAUUUUAACCGCUCGCUAUACAAUAGAUCUAUUAAUAACAUUAACUAUUUCAACAUUAUUAGCAGCAUCCAUAAUAACAUUAACAGCAUUAACAACAUUAAUAACAUUAAUAACAUUAAUGUUAUUAAUAAUAGUAAUAGUAAUAGUAAUUAUUUCGAUUUCAACCGAACUUUAAUUUUGAAUCUCAAUGAUUUGCAUUUAUUCAAAUAUCAAUUAUUUUUCUUUUCAAAGACUGUUAAAAUUGGUUUGAAUAUCGAUGACUUGGAUAAAUUUUUGAAAUUCAUCAAAACAAAUAAUAAUAAAACAAAUUUGAAUUUAAAUCCAAAUCUAAUUAAUUUCCAAUUAUCCUUUUUAGAUAUGCCCUUUGAUUUUCAAUAUAAUAACUAUAUCGAUUAUUAUUUAAACAUUUUUUUAAAAAAUGUUUUUAAAAAUACUUUAAAAAACAAUAAUCAAUAUACUUCACAUGGUAAUCAACACACUCAACACACUCAACACACGCAACACACUCAAUAUAAUAACAACCUUAAUAAGAAAAACAACUUCCAAUCUUUAACUUUAACUCACAUAUCUGUUAAUGAUUUGAAUUCUUUAACAAUCUUUAAAAUCAACAAAUUUUAUAAAAAUUUGAAAUAUCUAGAUUUAUCUGCAAAUAUAAUCUCUAAAAUAGAUAAUUUAAGCCAAUUUGAAAAUUUGAAAAUUUUAAAUUUGCAAUCAAAUGCAAUUAAAAAAGUUGAAAACUUAAACAAUUUGAAAAAUUUAUUAUCAUUAGAUUUAUCCUUUAAUUUUAUAAAUAAAUUGGAAAAUCUAAAUAAUUUAACAAAGUUAAGAAAGUUGAUUAUAACUAGUGAUCCAUUUGAUAAUAUUAACAUUAACAUUAAUAUUAAUAGCAAUAAUAGCAAUAAUGGUAAUAAUAACAACAACAAUAACAACAAUAACAACAAUAACAACAAUAACAACAAUAACAACAAUAACAACAAUAGCAAUAAUAAUAGUAGAUUGACAAAAAUUGAAAAUUUAGAAAAAUUAAACAAGUUGAAUCAUCUAAAUUUAUCAUUUCAUAGUAUUUGGAAAAUUGAAAACUUGGAGAGUUUAGUGCAUUUAAAAUUCUUGAAUUUAUCUAGUAAUAAUAUUUCUAAGAUUGAAAAUUUAGAUAAUCUAAUAAAUUUAAAGAUUCUAAUACUAAAUGACAAUUGCAUUCAUUUAAUUGAAAAUUUAAACAAACUAAAUCAAUUACGGGACUUGAGUAUUUCGGCACAAAGAAAAGAUUUAAUAAUCAAUAGUGAUACUUUAAGUAAGAUUGAAAAUUUAAAUAAAUUGAAAAAACUCGAAAGGCUAUCAUUAUCAUCCAAUAAAAUUGCUAAGAUUGAGAAUUUAAAAGAAUUGAAAAAUUUAAAAUGUCUAUUAUUGAGUACAAAUAAAAUUGAUAAGAUUGAAAAUUUGAAAAAUCUCAAAAAUUUACGAGAACUAAUUUUAUCAAAUAAUUUAAUUGAAAGAGUUUGCAAUUUAAAUCACAAAAACUUGAAAUUUUUAGAAAAAUUGGAUUUAUCAGCAAAUUUGAUAAAUAAGAUUUACUUUAUUAACAAAUAUUAUCAUUAUAACAAAAAAAAAAUCAGGAGAAAAAAAAAAAAUAAAGAGGAAGGGGAAGAAGAGGAAGUGGAAGAAAAGAAAGAAAACUAUUUAGAAAACUUGAAAUUUUUAUUUUUGUCGUCAAAUCUAAUAGAAGAAAUUAAUUUGAAUCAAUUCAAAUACUUGGGGAAUUUAGAACAUUUGGAUUUAUCAGUUAAUAAAAUCAGUAAAAUUGAUUAUAUUAAUGAAAAUUAUCAAAAGAUGUUUCAAGCUGAUCACACCGAGAGUGAUCAGGACUGUGAUGAAGAAUCUGAAUUUGAUGAUGAAAAACAGGAAAAACAAGAAAAGAGGGAAAAAAUUGAGAAAAAGGAGAAAAGGGAGAAAAAUAACAAUAUGAAAAAAACGUUCAGCGAAUUGGUUACUUUAAAUCUAAGCUACAAUUUGUUUUCAAGCAUUCCAGAUAUUUUUGAAAAAUUGAAUUUAAAUAAUGUCAAGUACUUAAAUUUGUCGAAUAAUUUGAUUUGCAAAAUAGAUAAUUUAAAUGGCAAUGAAGGAUUGAAAAAUUUGGAAUAUUUAAACUUGAAUUACAAUAAAAUCGAGAAAAUUGAAAUGUUGGAUAAAUUGGAUAGGCUCAAGGUGUUAGAUUUGGAGGGAAACCGGAUUGGCAAAAUUGAAAAUUUGAAGCAAUUAAAGACAUUGCAGAAUCUCAAUCUCAACAAAAACGAGAUAAAGGAAAUCGAGAUGGAAUAUUUCAAGACAAUCAACGUCAUUCUGUUGAAGGACUUGAACACAGACUCUCCCAUCUUGCUCUGCUACUACAACGAUGAUCAGUCCUUGCCUUUCAAACUGCAGAGGAAGACCACUUGUUUUAAUUUGCCCUUGAACUACUAUUUAAACACCCCCAUCAAUUCUCAGCCCCAGGCCCAGGCCCAGGCCCAGUCCCACUCUCCCUUUACCUCAAUUCUACCCAUCCUUUAUUUCAUUUGCUAUGACAAGAAUUCCAACACUUAUUUGGGCGAGUUUAGAAUCUCUAUCAUCGAUAUCUUCAACUCAAUCUUUAAAAGCUUGAAAACUGCCGAUGACUCUCUCAAUUUAGAUCAAAUCAACUUCAAUUCUUCCAAUAAUUCCAUUGCAACAAAUUUAAAAUGGUUUAAACUAUACUUGUCAAGCUUAGCAUAUUACCAACAAACGAACCUAUUAAAUCAAAUAUGCGGUUCAAUUAAAAUUAGUUUUGAAAUCUUUUCUUUGCAAAUCACAAAAUUCAAAAAAAAAAAAAUCAAAAAGUUUCAAAAUUCAAUUUCAACUUCAAAUCCAAGUCCAAGUCCAAGUCCAAAUCCAAAUCUAAAUCCAAAUUUUUAUUCUCAAUCUGACAUCCUCCUUUUUUUACACCAAAAAUGGUUUGAUUGGCUAAAUAAUUUGAAUUAUAAUAAACUGCAUUUAAAUGAUUUAUUAAAAAUAAACGACAAAAGUAUCUACACUUUGGAUUACAUUACAAACGCUAAAUUAAUAGAUAAUCAAAGCAACUCUCUACUACAUCCAAAUAUAAAUAACUUAAAUGAUUCAUCAUCUAUUAAUAAUUCUGAUGUUUCUUCAAUCUCUUCAACCCUCUUUCUGUCUAGAAAUAGCCAAUUGGAUUCGACUUUGAUCUCAAAUGAUCUGAAUGAUAUUAAUACCGUCAAAAACAACCCUUCUUUAGAUAAUUCUUCUCAAUUCUCGAAAAAAAAAUCUCCUAAAUACUUAUUAUCAAAACCCUUUAAUAGAUCAAGAUCUUCAGUUUUAAGUAUUAACAGUAUUGAUAAUCAAAAUAUUUCCGAUUCUAAUAACAACAAUAAUAAUUCCAAUUCAAGCUCAAGCUCAAACUCAAACUCAAACUCAAACUCAAGAUCUUCUUACUAUCAAUUUUCAAAUGCUAAACAACUUUUAGGCGUUUGUUUCUUAGAAGUAGUAUCUUGUUCUGAUUUACCCCCAUUAUCAAAUUUUCUUAGGACUUCUUUUGACAUGGAUCCCUUUGUGGUCGUUUCAUUUGGUAAAAAAACUUUUAAAACUCCUCAUAAAAAACACAAUCUCAACCCAAUCUUUAAUCAAAAAUUAGCAUUUCAAAUCUCCCCCCUAGAAAAAAAUUUCCAUAUUCAUUUUAAUGUUUAUGAUAAAGAUGGUAUAAGUUUACAUGACCAUAUUGGUUCUGCUCAACUAUCCUUAAAUAAAAUCUUAAAUUAUAAUCGUUUUACUGAAUUAAUCAUACCCUUAUCUCUAACUAUCGAUCCAAAUUCAACUAAAUUGAAUUUAUCAAAAUUUAACCCAAUAAUUAAAAUUAACAUUAAAUAUCAAGACUAUGAAUCUCUAAGAAAAAAAUUUUGGUUGGCAAUCCUUAAACAAUUCGAUUUUAAUGAUGAUAACAGAUUUUCAAUCUUAGAAUUAAUGGCCUCUUUAGAUUCUUUAGGCUCAACAAUCACAAUCGAUCAAGUUAUUCAUUAUGCUCGAUUGAAAUUUAAUAAAAACAUUAGUUCAAAUUCUUCUUCUUCCUCCUCAUCCUAUAAAGAUAAUGAUUCAAAUACUUUAACUUAUGACGAAGUCAUCCAAUUUUUAGAAGAUGCCGUCAAAUUAAAAUUAAAAAAAAAUUUAAUGAAUUCAUCUCUUGCACUUGAAAACAAAAAUAUUAGCACUUCUUCUGUCAAUAUAAGCAACGAUGACGAUGAUAUGGGUAUAUCAUUUAAAGUCCCAACAACUAAUCACCAAUUCAUUCCUUCUUCUGAAUCUGAAUCUGACUCAAUUACUUCAGAUAUUAAAACUGAAUCAAUCAUUAAUAUCGAAAAUUGCCCAGUUUGUGGAAAGGAUAAUUUAUCUAUAAAGGGUGAUUUAGAUAUAAUCACCCAUGUAGCUCUUUGUUUAUCAAAAGAUUGGAGUUCUGUAGAUAAAUUAUUGACAACUUCUUAUGUUUCUCCAAGUUUUGCUUCAAAGAGAUGGUAUAGUAAAGCAUUUAUUAAAUUAAGUUAUGGCAAAUAUGCUUUAGGUAGCAAUAAUGCAAACAUUUUAGUUCAAGAUAGAGAAUCUGGUAUAAUUUUAGAAGAAAAAAUGAGUGUUUAUGUUAGAUUGGGAAUUCGUUUAUUAUAUAAAGGUACUGAUAAAGUAUCAAAUAAAAGUAUUACAAAAGCUUUAAAAAAAAUGAGUAUCAAAGCAGGAAAGAAAAACGACAAUCCAAAAUCAAUUAAAGAUAUUCAAGGUUUUAUUGAGUUUCACCAAUUAGAUAUGUCUGAAUGUUUGUCACCAAUUCAUAAAUUCAAGACUUUUAAUGAAUUCUUUUAUAGAAAACUUUUACCAAAUGCAAGACCAAUUGAUGCUAAAGAUGAUGACAAUGUUAUUGUUUCCGCUGCUGAUUGCAGAUUAUCUGUGUUUGAAACCAUAUCAUCUGCAACUGAUCUCUGGAUUAAAGGUAAAGAUUUCACAUUAGAAAAAUUAUUUGCUGGUAAACAUCAAAAGUUAUUCAACGAAAAAUUUAAUAAUAAAAAAUGUUCAUUAGCCAUAUUUAGAUUGGCUCCACAAGAUUAUCAUAGAUUUCACACUCCUGUAACUGGCACUGUUGGAAAAUUGGAGCUUAUAUCUGGAGAAUAUUAUACAGUUAAUCCAAUGGCAAUAAGAAGUGAACUAGAUGUUUAUGGUGAAAACAUUAGAGUAAUAUUACCAAUAGAAACAAAAGAAUUUGGAACUGUAGUUUUUAUUUGUAUUGGAGCAAUGAUGGUUGGUUCUACCGUAUUAACAGUUCAAGAAAAUACAUAUGUGGAAAGAGGAGAUGAAUUAGGUUAUUUCAAAUUUGGAGGAUCAACAUGCUUAUUAUUGUUUCAGGAAAAUUCGAUGAGGUUUGAUGAAGAUUUAGUAGACAAUUCAAAACAAAUGGUUGAAACAUUAGUCAGAGUUGGUAUGUCAAUUGGGCAUUCAACUCAAGUUCCUGAAUUUAAAAGAGAGAAAAAGAAUUUUGAUGAAAAUUCAGAAAAUCAAAAAUUAAGAAUUAUUCGUUCAAUAACUGGUGGAGCUGGUAUCGAUAGAAUUGAUCAACAAAAAUAUAAUAUUCCUUCAUCAAUUGCAAAGGGAAGUCAUAUGGGAUCAUUAUCUUGGGAAACAAGAAACUUAGGAUUAUAAUGAACUUGUUUUUAUUGUGUACUAAUUUUAUUAAAAAAAAUUAUGUUUUUUAGUUAUUUUUCUUUCUUUUGUUUUUUUGUUU
Ascoidea rubescens DSM 1968 is the source of this 6285-nucleotide messenger RNA. RefSeq names its product phosphatidylserine decarboxylase 2 (gene PSD2). The transcript has 3 exons. Gene Ontology annotation, molecular function: phosphatidylserine decarboxylase activity; protein binding; calcium ion binding. Bases 240 to 6203 code for a protein of 1987 amino acids. The record is from RefSeq and is a predicted model, not a curated record. Gene Ontology annotation, biological process: phospholipid biosynthetic process. Lineage: Eukaryota; Fungi; Ascomycota; Saccharomycetes; Ascoideales; Ascoideaceae.